Macrosiphum euphorbiae (potato aphid) is the source of this 1140-nucleotide messenger RNA. The record is from the annotation of a GenBank genome assembly. Lineage: Eukaryota; Metazoa; Arthropoda; Insecta; Hemiptera; Aphididae.
AUGCGAGGAGAAUCCUACAUAGGUUUUAGGAGGGCGGAUGCAAAGAGUACAAAUAAAAUACUUCAAGAUGUUCAACGAGCCGCUCGAAUUAUGGGGCCUCCUUGUCAAUCACCAGUCUGCAAAAAAUGGAUUACUAGGCUUUGUGAUUCUGUAAGCGAAGAAGAUCGCCAAUUUCUAUUCAACGACUUUUGGAAGAAUAUGUCUUGGGAUUCCAAGAGAAUGUACGUUUGUUCGACGGUUGAAAUUAAAGAAACAAAACAGAAAACUACAGGAAACAAUAAUUCAAAAAGAAAUUCUAGCUACUUCUAUUAUCUGAAAGUUCAUGACAAAAGAGUACCAGUUUGCCAACUAAUGUACCUUCAGACAUUGGGUUUGAAAAAAUCUGAAGUUCACUAUUGGCUCGCAAACUUCCAUGAAAAUAAUAUGCCAGUGAAAAAAGCCUCUACCCGUUUUCCGCAAGAAAAUGAAGAAGAUAGUGAUGAGGCCGAUUUAUUUGUUGAUGAAGAUCUCACGUCAACAACUAAACCUCCAAUGAAGAAAAAAAGAUCAGACCAACAGCUUCUAACGUUGACCAGCUUUUUUGAUAAUUUACCAACACUACCAUCCCAUUAUUGCAGAAAAAAUUCAAAGAAGCUUUUCUUGCAAACAUACAUAAAAUCUUGGAGUCAAUUGUAUGAAAUGUACAAAACUAAAUGCUUAGAAAAUGUUGAAGCACCCAUGUCAAGGUUUUCAUUUGAUAAAAUAAAGAGAGAGAAGAAUAUUGAAAUAUUAAUCCCUAAAAAGGACAAGUGUGACAUUUGUUUCAGUUACGAGAAUAAGCAGGUUUCUGAAGAGGUCUAUUCAAAGCAUCUGGCCAAGAAAGAAGCUGCACGUAAUGAAAAAAAUAACGACAAAGUUGCUGCUCAAAAUAAACAAUGUCACACUAUAUGUUGUGAUUUAAUGGCCGUUCAAACUGUGCCCUAUAUUAAAGCUAGUGCAGCAUACUAUAAAUUGAAAUUAACAGCCCACAAUUACACAGUUUAUGACUUAACAACACACGAUGCAAUGGCAUAUUGGUUUGAUGAAACACAGACCUCACUUAGCGCUACCACAUUUGCAUCGUGCCUAUGUGAUUAUAUAAAUGAGUUGUUGAACAAGUAA